CUGUUGCUACUCAGUUGUUGUAGUUACCAGGAAGAUUAACCGCGAUGAUCAACUGGCCCUGGUGAUACCAGCUAGCUUGCUGGUUGUUAGCAUGCUUUCGGAUAUAAAGUAGAAGGUGGUAGGUGCCAUGCUGGGAAAGCCUAGACAAGAGAUCCCAGGGACAUUUCACCGGGCAGCUCGUCCACUUUUACUGUGAAGAUGCCAGCUGUGACCCGGGAUAAGGAGGACUCUGAAUCCUCCUCAGAGGACGAGCAAGAAGACCAUCCGUGCAUCGCCUGGAGUGGCCUUAGCAAGAAAAUCCCCGUUCUCUUGUUUGUCCCUGAAGCUGCCGUCUCUAAAGAUGGCAAUAUCUCUUCCAUUGGAGAGCGAUACAGUAUGGCCUUUAAGAUUGUGCGCACAGAGAGCCGCCUGGUACGAGGACUACUCACCAAUCAUGGAUUCCAUGAGGUUCAUCCGAACAGUAAUGACUAUAACCUGAUGUGGACAGGAUCUCACCUCAAGCCUUACAUUCUCCGCAGCCUUCAAGACUUCCAGAAGGUCAACCACUUUCCCAGGUCGUAUGAAUUGACGCGCAAAGACCGGCUUUAUAAAAACAUCCAGCGAAUGCAGCAGACUCAUGGCUUCAAAAACUUCCAUAUCGUUCCUCAGACCUUUGUGCUUCCAUCUGAAUUCCAGGAGUUUUGCAAUUGUUUUGCUAAAGAUAAAGGGCCCUGGAUUAUCAAACCAGUAGCAUCUUCAAGAGGGCGAGGCAUCUACUUGGUCAGCAAUCCAAAUCAGAUCUCAAUGGAUGAAAACAUCCUGGUGUCUCGCUACAUAAAUAACCCACUACUCAUAGACGGGUUCAAGUUUGACAUGCGGCUUUAUGUGUUGGUGACAUCAUACGAUCCACUCCUCAUCUAUGUCUAUGAAGAGGGUCUGGCCAGAUUCGCCACCGUGAAGUACGACCAGACUUCAAAGAACAUAAAGAACACAUUCAUGCAUCUCACUAACUACAGCCUGAACAAAAAGAGCAGCGAUUAUGUCAGCUGCGAUGACCCUGAAGUUGAGGAUUAUGGGAACAAGUGGAGUAUGAGUGCAGUGUUGAGGUAUUUGAAGCAGGAGGGGAAGGACACCACAUUGCUGAUGAGACAGGUGGAGGACCUCAUCAUCAAAGCUGUACUGAGUGCUGAACUACAGAUCGGCACUGCCUGCAAGAUGUACGUUCCUCACAAGACGAACUGCUUUGAGCUUUACGGUUUCGAUGUGCUCAUUGACUCCAACCUCAAACCCUGGUUGUUGGAGGUGAACCUUUCCCCCUCCUUGGCCUGUGAUGCUCCGCUGGAUCUGAAGAUAAAGGCCAGCAUGAUUGCAGACAUGUUUUCGCUUGUGGGCUUUGUUUGUCAGGACCCCCUAUCAAGACAGCUGCGCUCUGACCGAGUCACCCUGGACCCAAGCAUGAAGCACCCAGCAGCCCAACGAACACAGAAACCUCAGUCUGCACCAGCAGGCAGUGCACACAGCAGAGCGCGCCAGAGGCCAGCUUCAACCAGUAACUCAGAAACAGAGGGGUCCAAAGACAAGCCAGGACCCAAACUAGGCCAGGGAGACAGCACCCUGAGCUUAACUGCAGAGGAGAUCAAAGUGCUGCGGAGGAUAAGGGAAGAGUAUGAGAGACGAGGAGGCUUCAUCAGGAUCUUCCCCACUGCAGAAACGUGGGAGUUCUUUGGUGGAUAUCUGGAGUCCAAGACAUCAAUGAACUACAUGUUGGCAAACCGACUUUUCCAAGGAAGAAAUGUGAACGGGAAUGUGCAGCUGCAGGUGGACGCCGUCCAUGGUUGUCAUGUUGUCCAGUACGAGAGGAAGCUGCUAUCUCUGGAGGCACGUAAGAGGAGACAGCGCCACCUGACUCAUCGCUCUGCUGCAGGGAGGAAGAAAUCUGGGAAGGAAGCCAAGGCCUCCCCGAGUGUGAGCAGCAGUCAGGAGAGAGAGGAGAGAGAGGAGGUGAAGCGAGUCCUCGAGCCAGGCUCACACAAGGCUUUGGUAGCAGAGCAAAGAAAACAAGUGGCCACACCACUGGAGCGCUGCCACGGUGAGGCUCUGUCCAGCUCAGAGGCAGCCGCGCACAAUGCCAGGCCCACAGUCAACCUGCUCCACAUCCUUCAGCAGGGCUGGGACCUCAGUAAAAUGCAGGCCCGCAUUGCCUUUUCCUCGUACCUGCAGCGAGUCCAGCAAAGACUCUUGGCUGAGAGCCGGGCUAACACCAUCCCAGCUUGGCCAGACAAGGACAAUGACCAAAUGGAGCUGGUGAUUCGCUUCCUGAAGAGAGCGGCCAGUAACCUCCAACAAGACAUUAAGGUGGUCUUGCCCAGUCGCCAGCUUCCACUCCAAGACCGCAGACGAAUUCUGUCCCACCAGCUGGGGGAGUUUAUUCACUGUUACAACAAGGAGACUGAUCGUAUGGUGAAAAAACAAGAGGACAGCAAAGAGGAGCAUUGCGUCAACCCCAGUGUGUUUCAGGAGUACAUCACCACAGCAAGUGAAAACGAUCUGGAAGAAGUACUGACAUUCUACACACAGAAAAAUAAAUCAGCCACUGUCUUUCUUGGAACAAAAGUCAGGAGUGUUAAAAAAGAUGUGCAUGAGGUUAAUGCAGCAGGAGAUUCAGGCAACUGUCCUUUUCCCAACACUCUGCCUGUGGCCCGGGAGGAUUCCAGCGCCUCGGAGUCGUCGCUCUCCACGGGGAAAGUCAGCAGUGACCCAGACAUUAAGGUCUCUGAGAGUCAGCCUUCUGUCUGUGCUCUGCCGGAAGAACAAGCAACAGUAAGAACUAGUAAAACCCAGCCGGAGGUCCAGGCCUCCCAGCACUGCUCCAGCUUCCCUCUGACUUUAGACUGCAGCCGUAUUUAUCAUCAGCACUGCUCCUCUGCCUCCUCGUCCCUGCCUCUGCAUUGUCCACCACCGCCGCCACCCCUUCAGCCCCCGUCCUACGCACAGUCCUUGACCAAGUCUCAGUUCUGCCAUUCUGAGGAUCUCUCUGAACCUCCUGCGUACGCCUCUGCUGUCAUGGUCACACAGCCUCCAAGGGCAGUGUGGACAGCCGCAUCUUCUGGCUCUAACCCCAUCUCUACAGGGCAACCAACCCAGGUGCUGAGGAGAAUCCAGUCCUUUACUUCAUCAACAGCCAGCUCCGGAGCAGCCUCGUCCCUACCUAGUGCCACACACAUUUACAGCCAGAAGCUCUCCAGACCCACAUCAGCAGGCCAAGUGAUCAAAAAGGGCAGCUCCAGUAAGAUGAAGUCAAACUCAGUGGGAACAUUCAAGGACCUGAACUCCCUGUCUGCCCAAGCCCAGUCUAACCAGCAGGCCUUCAUCUCCACCCUGCAGAAGCUGGCUGACAAGCAGGUCGCUCACCGCUAUGCCAGCUCCAGUCACAUCAACCUGCUGACACAACACUUGACCAACCUGAAUCUGGCCAGCAGGAUGCUGGGCAGAGAGAGCCUCACGCUGAACCCUAAAGUGCGGCAUGCUGCUGCUACCACCCAUCGGCCAGUCAAAGCUGUUCACUCUGGAAAGGAUCUCUGUAGCACCAUUAGCCACAGGCCAGGAAAGCACGACAAGGGUCCAUGGGAUAGCCAGAUGCAGAGUGCCUACAGCUUGGUGACAGGGGCCAACCAUCAGCAGUGCUACCAGCCCAACCAAUCGAGCUACCAGCUUCAGUUUGCCAUCCAGAAACUACAACAGCAAAGACUUCAGUCUCAACAGUGUGUGGACCAGGGCCACUGCAGACACCAGGCUCCAUUUCCAGACCAGACUCCACACUCCCAGGCUUCCACAAGUUCAUCCAGCUGCCCCCCUCCUGGCUUUCAUGUUCAGCCCGGUCACAGUCAUGGUAACAGCCACAUUCAAACCUGUGUUAGUCCUGUUCACACCCCAAAGCCGCCCAGCAGUGCCAGAGAGGGACAGACCAGAAAAACUGCAACAAAGCGCCUCAUCAAGCAGACGUCCGCAGAGAGCUCAGCAAGUGGAAGUGUGUCCAGUGGCCACCAUACGGUCUAUGAUGCAGGUCUUUCCGUGUACCAAAAGCUGUUCCAGAGCCAAGACCCCGGUAACAGAUGACAAAAGGGCGACCAGAGGCCUGUCCUGCCCCUCUGCUGGCCUGACAGGUGUCUCUGCAUGUAACCACAUCCCCACAGAGGUGUAUUCUGGGAAAGGACAACAGAUGCAGAUGAAAGCAUGCCAGACAUCGAACAGAGCUCUAUUAACCUCUCUGCGAUACAGCUAUAGACACGCGAGAGGAGAGUUAGCGACGCCAGGAAUGCCAAGCUUUGACGCAGGUUGGGAUUUUGUUGCACAGCCUCAACAUCAGUUGGCCUUUUCAGCUCCCCCACCCCCACUCUAACCCCCUUGGCUUUACACUUUCUAUGUAUCAACAGUUGUCUCUCCGUGAUACUGAUGCCACUGAAAGAUUUCAUUGACAGAUAGCCUUCAGCAGAUGCUUCUUUAAGCCCUGAGGCAUGUUAACUACAGGAUUCAACAUUUGACUCUCUGCUCAUGCAGUGGCAUGUGUACAGCUAGCAGUUCACACAGAUUUUUUCUUCUGAGGAAGUUACACAAACAGGUGAGAUGUUGGUUUGGUGAGUAGUGUAGAGGUAGCUUGAGCAGCUUCUUGCCUGGCUACCAUCAGUGAUGAGCAGGGUCUUUUCAACUGUGGCUUCUGGCAUCUAGCAGUCCAGCCUUUAGUCCGUGUUGGAAGCCAAAUUGCUGCCAAAUCAGAUUCUACGCCCGUCGCCUAAUGAUGUAUUAAAGUACAGCAUCCUUUCCUUUAGGCUUAGCAAAGAAAAGAAUGGAUAGUGAGAGCUUGAUUGGUUUGUUACCUCAUUACAAGGACAAUGUAGCACUGUUGUCCAGCUUUUUAUUUAGAGAACAAAGUUGACUUGUGACUAUUCUUGUUGAGAUGUUGAUUUAUUUACUGUAGAUGGACCAAAUUUAUUACUAAUAUUACUUAAAUUAUUGUUAUGUGAAAAUUUCUUCACUGUACACUGGUCCACCAAAAAGAGCAUUUUGGUAGUUUCUGUAGCUCAAAGCAUAACAUGAAGAGGAAUUAAAGCCCUUUUCACACAGUCACUGCACUCCUGAAAAUUUCCUCAAAUUGUCCGGCCUAUUUUUCCAACCUGACUUUUUCUUGCCAGUAUCUGGAGAAAUGUCUGUAAGAUGUCAGGGUGAGCUGAAGUGAAACCCUGCAGGUAACAUGAACAGCAAGCAGGUGCUACUUCAUACUAUUUAUGCCUGCCAGUUUGUACUCCUCCACUCUUGCUUUGAUACUGUAAAUACACCCAAAAACACACACAAAGACUAAAACUGUCUCAUAGCAUAGGCCUCCGUCACUUCAUCCACCAUCUUGGAUAUGCUUUCAACUCUACACCGUGACGCCCACAGCGUCCUUUUAGCGUCAUGUCCUGCUUCCUCAGACCCCGUGUAAAAGAAGAUGCAACUCUGUAAAUAUUCAGAGCAGGCAGCCUUGAAAUGUUCUAGAAAUUGUCAGGAGUGCAAGUGUGAAAGGGGCUGAUGGUUAUGCACAGCCUUUCUUAUAAUGAAGGUUAAAGCUGCACCAGCAGACCAGUGUUCUUGUGGAUUUCCUGUUGCUUGGGACCAUAUGGAGAGUUUACUCAGGUAGUGUUAAUAGAAAAAAAAUAUUUGUUAUAUAUCGAUACAUUCUGUAAAUGUAAUGAUGACUUUGUCUGAGAUACUUGAAUUUGAUGCAUGUCUUUGUCUUAUCAGCUGAUGUUUAACAUCAGAGUGAUUUUGCACUGAUUGUAGUUUUCAAUGCAGUACAACAGAACAGGUUUUAAUACCUUUGAUUAGUUUUCUUUUGAUGUUGCAGUCAUGUUGUGGACUUACUCCUGUUAAAGCCAGUGCAUGCUGUUUGACAAGAAUCCAACAGUACACUCCAAAGUUGAUGUGAUGUUCUCUUAUGGUGAUACAAAGCUGUUUACAGUCAUUUGUGGGAUUUUGUUACUGAUUGUUGACAACACAUGCAUGGGAAUGUCAUAUCUUUGGAAUCAUCUGGGCAGACUAGAAAAAAAACUUACAUUGUCGCCUAGAAGACAUUAAACCUUACAUAUCAUGUCAGUAAAUGUGACAACUUUCAGUGUACAGCAUGUGCGGUGAACAAUCACUGGACUUUUGAUUAAAGUGUACCGUAUGACCCGUGAAAUAAAGUGUUGUAAAAAAACAAAAACAAAAACAAAGAGGAAAAUAAGAACAACUCUAUCAAACUGUCUGUUUUUAAUUAAAAAAAAAAGUGUGUCCAAGAGUAAUAAGAAAAAACAUUUACAGUCCGUGAUCUAGUUAAGUGUUCACUUAGUGACAUACAUCGUCUCAUACAACAGAAAGGCUUCACUUUAAAACAAAAAUGAUCCCUGGAAUCACUAUUUCUGUUGUAUAACAGAGGUAAACAUAACCAUGGAAAUACUACUUUGAAAUAAAGGUUGGUUUCCAGCAUG
This is a messenger RNA of Notolabrus celidotus (New Zealand spotty), 6482 nucleotides long. It is a transcript of the gene ttll5, whose product is annotated as tubulin tyrosine ligase-like family, member 5. Gene Ontology annotation, molecular function: tubulin binding; tubulin-glutamic acid ligase activity. Gene Ontology annotation, biological process: microtubule cytoskeleton organization; protein polyglutamylation. Lineage: Eukaryota; Metazoa; Chordata; Actinopteri; Labriformes; Labridae. The transcript is spliced from 32 exons. Gene Ontology annotation, cellular component: cilium. The record is from RefSeq and is a predicted model, not a curated record. Bases 199 to 4095 code for a protein of 1298 amino acids.